Molecule: messenger RNA, 4558 nt
Organism: Lytechinus pictus (painted urchin)
Lineage: Eukaryota; Metazoa; Echinodermata; Echinoidea; Temnopleuroida; Toxopneustidae
Product: kinesin-like protein KIF21A
Exons: 11
Coding region: 1-1575 (524 amino acids)
Molecular function (GO): protein binding
Source: RefSeq, a predicted model, not a curated record
AUGGCAUCACACUUGACUGCCCUCCAUACUAUCCAUGGUUAUAACUCUAUGGGAUUUGGCUGCUCCCUGUUCAGUGCCUUGAAUGCAUUAGCAGUGAAUGUGCCUGAUCACACCACACUACCACAUACAGGAGCAGUGAAUUCAUCGAUUCCUGUACCCACCCAAACCAAGGCUAAAGACAAGGCAAGAAGACGAACAGCUACAUCGGAGGAGCUAUUAGGAUUCAAAGGUUCAUCUGACUUCACUCCUGACCCUGCUGUAGGUGUGGUCAUUGAGUCUGAUGAAACAUCAUCAUCAACAGAUACCGCUUCAGUAGAUUCAUCUCAGGUUCUACCAUCAAGUCAUAUACCAAUCAGAAAAGAUGGCAGAAUAGAGAAGCUUUCACCUGCUCUUCGAAGGAAGAAUAUAACACAACUUCAAGCUUUAUCUAACCCUAGCUCUGUAGACCAUACUCCAGACCAUACACCUCCUGGAUCACCUCCUCCUUCUAGAACUGGUAAUGUCUUCUCAAGGCUGGCUCAAACCAAUUCACCUGCUCAGUCUCAGAAAGAUAGAGGUUCAAUCAUUCCUGUGAUUAAUAAACCUACUACACCUCGUGCUCCAUUAGUGUGUUCAUACACAGCUGAAGGUCAUAAUAAAGCAGUCUUAUCAGUUCAAGCCACAGAAGAACUACUAUUCAGUGGAUCUAAAGAUCGGAGUGUGAAAAUCUGGAAGCUGGAGACUGGGAAGGAGAUUGCUACUCUCGCUGGUCAUACUAAUAAUGUAGGUGUAGUGAGGUAUUGUGAGAAACUCAAGCUUGUAUUUAGUGUUUCUACUGCAUUCAUACGAAUAUGGGAUAUCAGAGAUACAACCAAAUGCGUUACUACACUAAGUUCAUCUGGUAUGCAGCUUGAUAAGACUGCUGGUAGUAGUUCAUCUAGAACAGUUACUCUACCACAAGGAGAGACACAGAUCAAUGAUAUCGCUAUCAAUCAAGAUGGAACUAGACUAUAUUCAGCUGCUGGUAAUAUAGUAAGAGUAUGGGAUCUUAACAGCUUUCAGUCAAUGUGUAAGUUAUUUGGUGGACCUUCUGCAGCAGUAAUGUGUCUGGAUGUAAAGACUACACCUGAGUUUGAUCAAGUCUUUGCUGGAUCCAAAGAUCAUUAUGUCAAGAUGUUUGAGGUCGAGCCGGCUGCAUCUGGUUGUCUGACUUCAUCAUUCAACUUUGACCCUCCUCAUUAUGAUGGUAUCCAGUCAAUGGCUAUCAAGGGGAAUUCCCUAUUCAGUGGUUCAAGGGAUGCAUGUAUUAAGAAAUGGGACUUGGAACAAAAACAACUUACAAAGGCAAUGUCUAAUGCUCAUAAAGACUGGAUAUGUGCCUUAGACUUCUUACCAAGUUACAACUGUCUGUUAAGUGGCUGUAGAGGGGGCUAUUUAAAGCUGUGGAACAUUGAGACGUGUACCCCUAUGGGAGAGAUGAAAGCUCAUACCAGUCCUAUCAACUCCAUAGCAACCAACUCAACACAUGUCUUCACUGCUUCAAGUGAUAGGACAGUGAGUGUGUGGAAGAAAAAUGGGGAAGCAGAUCGCACAUGACCUUUGACCUGAUGAUGACAUCACAAAGGGCAUCAUGAUGUUCAACCAUAACUGCAAGCUUGAUGAGUCAAAACACAUCCUAACUGGUUGCAUCCAGUUUUCACCGCUUUGAUUCUCAGUGGUUCUUCUAUAUACAGUGCUACAUUCAUGCAGUGUCGAUAUGAGAUUGUGAAAUACCUGCUUAGUUGUUAGUAUGAAACUAAUAACUAUAUGAUUUCUAAAUUGCCGAAAUCAAAUGCAAGAAUUAUAGUUAUGAAUAUCACAAGUGCACUAUUAUACACACUGUUUCACUCUACAUGCCACCUAUACAUCAACAUAUAUGUAUAAUCUAAAUUUAGUCAUUUAUUCUUUCAUGUGGAAUGUAUGCCUAGAAAGAUGUACAAAACAGGAUGAAAAUGAUAUUAAUACAUUAAAGGGGAAAUGUGACCCAAGUAGACAAAUUAUGAAAAGGAAAUGAGAAGAUUAGGAAAGCUAAUUGGUGAAUAUUUUAACAAAACUUGACACAUAAUAAGAAAGUUAGGCAAUUUUUUACUUGUGAGAAGCUUUGAUUCCCGUUUAUAUUGGGAUUCGAAUUGGCUUAUGGUGAUGUAAUUAUGAUGUAAGGUAAGGAUAACUGAGGAUAUACAUGCAUGUUCAUCUUAUUCAACACUGGGGAAAAAGUGCUUAGGAGAAAACCACACAAAUUCCUGUUAAUUAAAUUAGACAAAUAGAUGUGAAAAAAACAAAAAUGAAAUCACCAAAUUCCAAUUUGAGAUCGACAUAGUUUUCGAGAACAGUUUUCGGAACUGAAGUGGCUACCCUGGGUAAAAAUGCCGCUAUUAUUAUUAUUAUUAUUAUAGUCUUAGUGAUCUCAUUUUGCAAAUAGUCAUUACUUUCUUAUUGCUUAUCCGAUUUUCACAACUUUUUUUUCAUUUAUUUUAUUAUUUUGUUACCAUGGCUGGAUUCCCCUUUUCCACAUCGCAGGUCUGUAGGGUGUAUGCUAUAUUGCUGUGACACCAAGUUUACCAGCACCAGAUUUAUUUGGUCCAGAGUUAAUAUGGUGUUGAUACAGUAUGGUGUAAGUGUUGUCUUAGCUGUUAAAUGGUGGCAUACUCCCCAAGGAGUGGAUAAUGUGUAUACAGUGUGCAAUCCAGAAUGUGAAGACCAGGAUAAUGAUAUAUCUGGGGAUGUCCUUAUGAUCUGACAGUUACUAUAAAAGUUACAUCUUACUUUUCGGAUAUGCUGCAAUCUGGCUUGGUGCAAACAGCCCAGCUAGGCAUACCGGUGAGAUGCGCACAACUGUUUUUUUUUCUUGUUGUGUACACUCUCAAUGGAACAAUCUUAAGAUGAGGGAUGUUAUAUUACUUAACACCAAUACCAACUAGCUCUGAACACUAAACCCAGUUUAGAAGUAUGCAAUCAAUGUUUGUAGAUUGACAAAUAGGAAAUAGCGCCCUCAAUUGUUUGUAAAUAUGAAUAUUAUAUUUUUUUGUUGGAAUACCAUCGUUUAAUUCUUCAAAAUUCUAAGAAAUCAUGACAGAAUAGAUGUUGACAAGUGUAAUAUAUGCAUGCUGUAGAAAGAGUUUAUAUUUAUUUUCUAUGUGUAUAUGUAUGUAUAUGUUAGUGCACAUAAUAUUGCUUGACAAUGGCACAUAUUGGCAUAAAAGUGAAAAAUCCCCCCCCCCCCUCUUUUUCAGUAUUCCUCUCCUUUUUUUGUUAUCCAUUGUUGAAAGAUGGAGGACCAAAAUGAUCAUUUUCUUUCAACAAUUUCAAUUUCUUUGCAAGUACAUUGACAUUGCUAUAUUUGAAACACAUAGGCACACCUACAUAGCCUCAUGUACAAUGCUUUAUCAUGUAUUGAACCACAGAGACCAUUAUUGCGCAAUUAUUUCAAUCUUCUUGCAAUUUAGAAAGUCAAAAAGGGGCCUAAGCUUUCGAUCCUAGCAGAAUCUUCGUCGGAGGCAAAAUGACAAACAUAUAAAGUGGAACAACCAUAAUAUAGACCACAAACAAGCUACAGCAACACUAGAAACAAGGAGACAAAAAUAUAUUCUUGCAAUUUGUCAGAUAUUGCACAAUAUAUCAGUUAGUAAUUAUACUUGCUGCAAUAAAUGCAGUAUAAUUGAAAUGGCUUUUACUGAGCUACUAUUGCAUUUCAAGUAAUGUAACUCCUGCCAGGUUCUCAUUUAUGUCAAGCGGAUUGAGUGCAAUUGAGCUCUCAACAUAUGAGCUCUGUUGACCCAUGUGUGAACAAGUCUUUGUUUAUCGGCUACGCAAGUAACGCAAUCAUUCCAUGCAAACAAUCAACAUAGACAAUAGCUACAGUGUUUUAUAUGAACCCUUUGUGUGUUCAGCAUAUAUAAUAUGGAUUGUCUGAUCCCCAGAGAUGUUAUUAAUGAAGCUUUAAGCAUAUUCCAAAAUAUUUUGUAUAGAUUAUAGUAGAGAAAUAUAAUGUAUUUAUUAUUGUUUGAAUGAGUUUGUUGGCAUAUUCUAUUGUUUGAUUUGCAAAAGCUGAUAGAAAAAUAUCUCUCUAAUUUCCAGGUAGAUUGCAGCUGUAUGUAUUAUGAUAGUUCCACAUUAAUAAGUGAAAAUAAAUGAUAUGCCUUAACCCGUGGAGCUGUGAGUUAUGUCUGACAAUCAAUGAAGACUGGAUAUAAAUAGUGUGUGAUUCUGCCACAUAAUACACAUUGCCUGAUUUUACAUGAUUGUUUUAUUUUCAUUUUCAAUUCAGAAUGUAUUUCAUUAUGCAAUAACUAUCGUUUUGUAGAUAAUUAUAUUGCCAUGUUUUGUAGAUUCACUUUUCUGUGAUACAGACAGGCAAAUAAAUUGCACAGGGUUCUUUGGAAAGGGAUGCUCCGGGCUGAGAAUAUAUAUAUCUACAUAAAAUGUUAUAAAUGUUAUAGAAUUUCAUAAAUAAAUUUCAUUCAUUAAAAGUGGUAAAAUAAAUAACAGAGACCCAAGUUUUCUAAACAGUUCUUAACAUCAUAUUCUAAUUUCUUUUGUG